Messenger RNA from Peronospora farinosa, 456 nucleotides. The record is from the annotation of a GenBank genome assembly. Lineage: Eukaryota; Oomycota; Peronosporomycetes; Peronosporales; Peronosporaceae.
AUGGCUCGUGAACGCACGUACAUUAUGAUUAAACCGGACGGUGUCCAACGUCACCUCGUGGGUGAGAUCAUCAAGCGUUUUGAGACAAAGGGCUACAAGCUCGUGGCUCUCAAGCUCGCUCGUCCGUCGGUGGAGCAUUUGGAAGCCCAUUACUCGGAUUUGUCCGACCGCCCCUUUUUCCCGGCGCUUAUUAAAUACAUGAGCUCUGGUCCCGUGACGUGCAUGGUCUGGGAAGGUACCAAUGUCGUACUAGAAGGACGUAAGAUGUUGGGUGCUACGAAGCCCAGUGAUUCAGCGCUCGGCACGAUCCGUGGCGACUUUUGUGUCGACGUCGGUCGUAACGUGUGCCACGGUUCGGACUCGGUUGAAUCGGCUGAAAAGGAAAUCACCUUGUGGUUCCCUGAAGGUGUCAUUGAGUGGGGUGCUUACGAUGACGAGUGGGUGUACGAGAAGUAA